AUGUCUGUCCCUGAAGUCCACGAUGGACCUCCAGGUUUGGACGUAGCUGCCAAGAAGAAUCACAUGACGAUCCAGGCGGGGUUGAGCAACCUCCGGCACUGUAUCGAGGCCAAGGUCAAAGGCAAGGCCGUGCCGUUCACGUACUUCAGCCUGCCCCGGCUGCUGGCACCCGACUUCCGGGGAGAUGCGUCGAUCUCCUUCGUCAUCAACUGCCCGAGCCUCUCGGACGUCGACCGAACGGCCGAGACCUCGGAGACACUGGACCUGGCGCGCUUCAUUCUGAGGUUGGAGCUUGCCUACCGGGCCCAGAAAGCCACGGUGCAGCUGACCGCGGAGGAGCUCCUGAAGUCGGCCGAGAGCCGCGCCGAGAGGGCGCCGACGCCCAAGGCAGAGGCGCCGGUGGGGCCCAUGCCCUCCGACGACCGGGAGAUCCGGAGGCUCCGGAAGAAGUUGGAGAGGCGGAGCCAGGAAGUACAGGAGCUCCGGAAGCAGCUGGAGGCACAGCGCCUGGGACCUCUCCUGAAGAGGAGUCUGGAGAAGGCGUCAUCCGAAGAGGUCCGGGAGCUCUUGAAGGAGGUGGAGCAGCGCUACCCGGAGAUUCUCCAGGCCUGGCCCCGCUGGCGGGAGCAGCUGGAGAAGGGCGACUUCCAGGACCAGCUCCUGGAGGUGCAGAAGGCCGUGGACCAGCGCGAGCUACAGCUCCAGUCCUUCCAGUGGCUCCUGCAGCGCAAGGAGGAGCUGCAGAACUGCGAGGAGCUCCCCGAAGAGGUGCGGCAGCUUCGGCAACAACAG
Molecule: messenger RNA, 792 nt
Organism: Symbiodinium sp. CCMP2456
Lineage: Eukaryota; Dinophyceae; Suessiales; Symbiodiniaceae
Source: the annotation of a GenBank genome assembly